Molecule: messenger RNA, 2132 nt
Organism: Syngnathus acus (greater pipefish)
Lineage: Eukaryota; Metazoa; Chordata; Actinopteri; Syngnathiformes; Syngnathidae
Gene: ankrd34bb
Product: ankyrin repeat domain 34Bb
Exons: 3
Coding region: 426-2084 (552 amino acids)
Molecular function (GO): protein binding
Source: RefSeq, a predicted model, not a curated record
CUGCGGCAUUGAACACGGUUGUGACGUGGUAUGCAGUCCUGACUGAAAGAAAUCUGUCUGCAGCAUUGAACUUUCUUGUGACGUCUGAGGUGCCUUUUGUUAUACUUCACAAUCAUCAGUGUGAAUAGCCCGGAUGUGGAAAGAAAUGAGUCGUACCUGCGCACAUGCUUUACCAAAGAGCAAUUCCAUUACUGCGUUUGCUCACAAAGCGAUGUGCUGUCAUUGGCUGCAUACCUCCCACUCUGCCACUCACAUGUGACACAAACGCCUCCUUUGACCAGUCUCCCCAACGCCUGGAUUGCUGCCUUCCCCUCUGGAUUCUCAGAAAACUCGAUGCUGAAAACUACCUGACCCAGUGAGAGGCGAAGUUAUCUCAUUCAAGGAUUCUUUAAGGAUGCUGACUGUAAAUCCUGGGCAGCAGAACAAUGGAUAAGUCAACAAAGGUACGAACCGAUGGCAAUUCUCUGCUGAAGGCUGUUUAUCAGAGCCGUCUACGUCUGACUCGGCUGCUUCUGGAGAGAGGGGCCUACAUUAACGAGAGCAACGAAAAUGGCGAGACACCACUAAUGGUGGCUUGCAAGACACGUCAUUCAGAUACCCAAAGUGUACCCAGGCACAAAAUGGUCCAGUAUCUCCUGGAAAAUGGUGCCGAUCCCAACAUUCAAGACAAGAGUGGGAAAACUGCCUUGAUGCAUGGGUGCCUUGGGCAGGAUGGAACUGAAGUUUUGUCCCUCCUGCUGAGCAGUGGUGCCGAUCCAACUCUGGAGGACCACUCUGGAUUCUCAGCACUGGUUUACGCCGUUAAUUUAGGUAACAGGGCCAUCCUCAAAAUCCUUCUGGAUGCUUGUAAAGCUAAGGGAAAGGAGGUCAUCAUCAUCACCACCAACAAGCUUCCAUCUGGCCAGACAACAAAGCAGUACCUAAAUGUCUCUCCACCCCCUGACCUCGAGGAGCAUUCAUAUUUUUCACCAACCUCCUCAUCUCCAUUUGACAUCCAACGACGAGUUCCUCCACACAGUUCCUCAGCAAGUGCUUCUCCUCAGCCUGGGAGUCCCCUUCUUGGCCUCAGAAAUACCAAGUGUCCUGAUUUAUGGGUUAGCGUCAGCACCUCUCAAGCAGAUUCUCCAAUUCAACAUCCUAGUCCAUUAAGUGCUCCUAAUGUUGACAAGCAGCUCAAUCCUCUGAGAUUACACUCGCAGCAAUGGGUCAAAAACCCACCCCAACUUCUUCAGAAGGGGCAGACCUCGUUGCUGGCAGAAAAGCAACCGGAGGAGGUCUUGUGUUUCAGGGGCCUUAACUUCCAUAGUCAGCCAGCAGCUGUUUCACGCCACCAUAGCAUGGACAUGAAAGAGGGACUACUGAAAGCACUGGACAACAUAUCAGGGAAUGACAACAAAGGGCGAUGUUGGAGAGGCUUUACUCGAAAGAUGUCAUAUGACAGUGCUGCAAGCACAAAGCAUUCCACUUCGCACCCUAACUUGCAUCAAGAAAACAAUCUGCCAUUUCCCAGUGAAUCCAGUCCUGCCGAUGGAGCUACAUCAGAUAGUCUUCAACAGUUAAAUAUUUCCAGUCUUCAAAACGUUAUUCAUCGACGUAACAUUGGUGUUGACCAUUACAGUUCAGAUUCUCAGUUACUGCAGUUUGGCAGCAAAGACAAAAGCUCAAACUGCCUGACUAAGGGACCGGACAGGUCCAAGCUGACAAACGGUAGGUCCUCCACUCUGUUAGGCUCCAGAGAGUCUCUGGAUAGCUCUGUCCAGAGACAAGGUGCCUUUGGACUCGAACGAAGAGGCUCAGGGGCCCUCCUCCAAGAUCACAUCUCCUCCACUCGGCCAGGAUAUCUCCCCCCUCUGAACCUGCAUGCUCCCAUUCCAGAUAUUGGCGUCAACUGUAACACUCUGCGCCCAAUGACUGCAACUAGCAAAACACUCAAUAUUGCUUUAAAAGGAUCAAAGCCCAUUUUGCCCUGUGCGCCUAUUUAUCCACAGGUCAUGAAAACAAGUAAAAUGCUUUGGAGGCGCCACUCCAUGCAGAGUGAGCAGAUUAAGCAGCUGUCCAACUUUGAAGAAAAGUUAGACCACUAGUCAUUUUUGGGACCGGUUUGUCCAGUGGCUCUGAUUCAUUUCCCCAUU